AAAAUGAAAACUUAACAGCAUCCUUCGUUCUACCAAAAUCACAUACGGGGGAAUAUAAUCAGAAUAAUUUUCUGAGAUUCUCCUCUUCUUCCCUUGCUUCUACUCAAAGGAAUUAUUUUCCAUUAGCGUUUGGAGGGUAGAAAAGGAAGAGGAAGAGAAAGAUCGAAAGAGAGAAAUGGGAGUGUUUUCCAAUAAGAUCGAACGUCAACAACUCAAGCCCGGUGAUCACAUUUACUCAUGGAGACAAGCUUACAUCUACGCUCAUCACGGAAUUUAUGUUGGUGAUGGAAUGGUCCUCCACUUUACAAGGGGAGGAGGGCAAGAAAUCGGAACAGGAACCGUGUUGGACCGUUUCCUUUGCAGUUCAUCACCCUCUAAUGCUACCGAAACUCCGUGUCUGAAAUGUGGUGACCAAAAUAAGACCGAUGGUGUCAUCUCUUCCUGUCUGGAUUGUUUUCUCUCUGGUGAUAAUCUAUACCUCUUCGAGUAUGCUGUCUCGCCUGCAUACUUUCUAGCCAAAGCUCGAGGCGGCACCUGCACCCUAGCAGUUUCUGAUCCAACAGAAGACGUCCUUCGCCGCGCCUCAUUUCUUCUUGAAAAUGGAUUCGGCGGUUACAAUGUUUUCAACAACAACUGUGAAGACUUUGCAAUUUACUGCAAAACAGGUCUGCUUAUAUUCACAAGCAUCAGUGUUGGCCGGAGCGGACAAGCAGCGUCUUGCUUGGCUGCUGCUAGUGCUGUGGUUUCUACUCCACUUCGCUUUAUGACGACAAGUUUCAGUGGUUUGGCUGCGGUUGGCUAUGGCAUGUACUGUAUGAGCCGAUUGGUUUCUGAUAUCGGAGUUCGCCGCGAUGUAUCCAAAGUUCCGGUGGAAAGGCUUAUAGCUUCACCUGACAUAGGUCAACCAGAGAAGACAGCUGAGAUGAUCAAAGAAGAUUAGAGCUGGUUGGAUAAACUCUUAUGUUGAAUAUUCAGCUUAUAUGUAAAGAUUAUGAAUGCCUUGUUUGUUAAAUGUAUACAUUUGAUGUUAAAUUGUUUCUCACCAACAUUUACUGUUUGUAUUUGUGGAUUUUAUUACUUCAUAUAUGGAUGAUGUGAUUCACAAACAAUACAUUAUAAAUGUCAGCAAUUAAGAUUUAUUUAAUA
Messenger RNA from Cicer arietinum (chickpea), 1146 nucleotides. RefSeq names its product protein LEAD-SENSITIVE 1. NCBI's taxonomy places the organism in Eukaryota, Viridiplantae, Streptophyta, Magnoliopsida, Fabales, Fabaceae. The record is from RefSeq and is a predicted model, not a curated record.